AUGAAUAGUCAAGUAAAGGAUCUGAUUGAAGAUCCUUCAGUUAUAAAUUAUAAGGAAUGGUGGCUCCUUAGCGAAGACGAGGAAGAAAGUAUAUUGCUAGCUAUAUUUUCUUUUUAUGACAUUGGCGAUGUUCCUAGUGAUUAUUUGAAUCGAAUGAAUAGUUCACAAGUUAAUAAACUCCAAUUACUCUCUUUGAUAAGUUUAUGUGAAACGUCUAGUGAAAUAACGUAUGACGAUGUCAAGCGUAAAUGCAAUGUCACGAGUGAUGAUAGUGUAGAGAAUUUACUUAUACGAGCCGAACAGUUUAUAGACUUGAAAAUCGAUAGUGUCAAACGAAAUAUUACAAUCAAUAAGCAUAAGGCAAGUAGGGAUAUAUAUUGCGGUGAACCUAAUAUCCCAUUUCAUUCUCCUUCUCGAAGUAAAGCACAUCUGUUAAGCAUGUUAAAGAAAUGGAGAGAUGAUAUAUCAGAAUGA
Molecule: messenger RNA, 474 nt
Organism: Kluyveromyces marxianus DMKU3-1042
Lineage: Eukaryota; Fungi; Ascomycota; Saccharomycetes; Saccharomycetales; Saccharomycetaceae
Gene: CSN9
Product: Csn9p
Exons: 1
Coding region: 1-474 (157 amino acids)
Biological process (GO): cytoplasmic translational initiation
Cellular component (GO): eukaryotic translation initiation factor 3 complex
Source: RefSeq, a predicted model, not a curated record